Chrysoperla carnea is the source of this 1992-nucleotide messenger RNA. Its product is annotated as zinc finger protein 2 homolog. The record is from RefSeq and is a predicted model, not a curated record. Lineage: Eukaryota; Metazoa; Arthropoda; Insecta; Neuroptera; Chrysopidae. The transcript is spliced from 5 exons. The coding region runs from base 1 to 1992 and encodes 663 amino acids.
AUGGAAUAUCAAGAAUUAAAAGUUAAAGAAGAAAUAUUAGAAGAAAAUACUUCAAUGGAAGAAAAUCAACAAAAUGAAACCAAAAAGUUCGAACAAAUAUUUCAUGCAGAAUUUAUUAAAGAAGAAAUAUUUGACGACAGUUCUCCCACGGAACAUCAACAUUGCAAGUUAUUUAAUGACGAUAAUAUUAAAAAUGAACAAGAGUUCCUUGGAAGAGGAGUAGUUAAAAAUGAAGAUAUCGGAGCUGGGAAACUUUUUGUAUGCGAUAUCUGCAAUAAAAAAUUUACCCACAAACAAAGUCUACUUCGGCACAAACGUAUUCAUACCGGAUACGAACCAUUUUCAUGUGAUAUUUGUGAAAAAACAUUUACUGGAAAUAUUAAUGGUGAACCAAUUGAAGAGGGAAAUAUCAAUGGUGAACCAAUUGAAGAGGGAAAUAUCAAUGGUGAACCAAUUGAAGAGGGAAAUAUCAAUGGUGAACCAAUUGAAGAGGGAAAUAUCAAUGGUGAACCAAUUGAAGAGGGAAAUAUCAAUGGUGAACCAAUUGAAGAGGGAAAUUGUGAUAUUUCUGAUGGAAAACUACAAGAAAAUCAAAAUUUAAUUGAACAUCUGAAUAUGAAUCUCAAAAUUGAACAAUUAGUUGAUGAAAAUCGAAUUUAUACAGAAGACAAAUUUUCUUCUGAUAGAAAAUUACAAGAAAAUCAAUAUUUAUUUGAUCGAAAACAUAUCGAAGAUGAACAGAAAGAAUUUCAAGAGAAAAACAAUUCAAUUGAAUCUAAAUUAACAAAUGAAAGCUUUAUCGGAGAAAAAGCAUUCAUUUGUGAUUUUUGUGAUAAAAGAUUUUCUCAACGAUUUACACAACGACGAAAUUUACUGGAACAUAAACGAGUUCACACAGGAGAAAAACUUUUUCCUUGUGAUAUUUGUGGUACAAAGUUUGGAAUUAAACAAAGUAUGAUACGACAUAAAGGUACCCAUAACGAAGAAAAACCCUAUUCUGGUGAUGUUUGUGGGAAAACAUUUCGAGAAAAUAAAUUCUUAAUUAAACAUAAAAUAAUUCAUACAGAGGGGAAAAGUUUUGCUUGUGAUGAAUGCGAUAAAACAUUUAGUCGACAAAAUGUUUUAGUUCGACAUAAACGAACUCAUCACACGGGAGAAAAAUCAAAUUUUCAAGAAACUCGACAAUUAGUUGAUGAAAAUCAACAAGUAUUUCCUUGUAAUAUUUGUGGUAAAAUAUUAUCGCAACGACAGUACUUAAUUGUUCAUAAACGAAUUCAUACAGGCGAAAAACCAUAUGCCUGUGAUUUAUGUGAUAAGAAAUUUAACCAAAGUCAACAUUUAAAUAUUCAUAAACGAACACAUACCGGGGAAAAACCAUUUUCCUGUGAUAUUUGUCAUAAAAGAUUUACACAACUUCAAAAUUUAAGUGAGCAUAAACGAGUUCACUCAAAGGAAAAACUAUUUAUCUGUGAUAUUUGUAACAAGAAGUUUACACAUAAACAAAGUAUGCUUCGACAUAAAGGGAUUCAUAAUGAAUUAAAACCAUUUUCUUGUGACUUUUGUGAUAAAAAAUUUCGAGAAUAUGAAUUUUUAAUAAAACAUAAAGUAAUUCAUACAGAAGGAAAAAUUUUUGGAUGUGAUGAAUGUGAUAAAACAUUUUGUCGACAAAAUACUUUGGUACGACAUAAGCGAGCUUAUCACAGAGGGGAAAAACCAUUUUCAUGUGAUGUUUGUGAGAAAUCAUUUUCCGCACGUCAGUAUUUAAUUCAACAUAUGAGAACUCAUACAGGAGAAAAACCAUUUCCGUGUGAUAUUUGUGAUAAAAGUUUUCGUCAAGUUUCUCAUUUAGUCGAACAUAAACGAAUUCAUACAGAAGAGAAGUAUUUUUCAUGUGAUGUUUGUGGAGAACAAUUUGCCAGAAGAAAUCAAUUAAUUUCACAUAAACGAAUUCAUAUUGAGAAGAGAAAUCAUGUUUUAGCAAACAAUAAUUGA